AUGAGCAGUGAAGGGACCGAUAAGAUAGCGCUUUGGAUACAACUCUUUAAGCGCGAAUCGGGAGUAGCUCAUGACCUCUCUGCGAUAAUAGUAGAAUUGGGCAACGCCACACAACUAGAAGUUGAUUCUUCUAUAGAUGUUGAUGGAAUCCGCAAACAUAUUGUCAACGAUGAAGAUUUCAAGGUUCUAUUGAUUGAUAUCAAGGCCGAUCAAUUAUGUGCAUAUACGGAUCACGAAUGUACAAUCCUCGUUCCUGCUGACUCACCAGUACCAAGAUCAACAACUUCCACAAACCCGUUACGAAUCGUGAGACCAGCAACUAGCUUUAUGCAGAAUAUCAACAAGGAGACAGACAUGGCCCGUCAACUCGAAGUCAUAAAUGAUCACCUGGAUAUAUAUGGAUUUCUUAACCUGCAAGGAAUGAGACAUUUAGAACUUUUGAAGGAGGGGGACAUAUUGAGUGUGAUUAUCAAGCAAAAGCACUUUGAUAUAACCAUCACAUCAUCAGAAAAGUACAUUCUGCAAACGGAAUCAUUGACAUUCAAGUCACUAGGUGCUUGCUUGCGAAAACUAGCAAACAAAAAGAUAAAUAAUAGUUGGGAUCUUGUAAAAGCAGCUGAUGGAAGGAGCCUUCGAGAGGUUCGACGAUCCUUUAUGCACAAUUUUUCCUCAAUGGUACGACGUACCCUUAUGAAUAUGGACGAACGCAUUUGGAGUGUUGGAGAAGAUAUGCAUCCAAAGAAGAUAUCGUUUACCGCAUAUAUUGAUGCUUCGGAUGAUGACGUCAAAACGUUGAAAGUAGGCAACGUGCUUGCAAGAUGUGACUACGUAAAUUUAGUAAAGGGAGAACAAAAAGUUGCUCGCCUUGAUCAGAGAUCAAGUGUAGAAAUUGGUUUACCAAUAUCACCACGUACACGAGAAGAGCCAGUUGCUCACGAAACAAAUUCUACGGGUUUGCUUGGUGUUACUGCUCGUCAUGUGUAUGAGUCCUUCCUUCCUGAACACGAUUUAACAAUUCACGAUUCAGAGUUUGUUGGUACACCUCAUGACGCCUUUCGAAGCUUUGGUGCUGGUGGAUAUGAGGAUGUAGGACUGCUGAAACUAGGUGCUAAAACAGAGACCGUACGAAAAACCACCGUACAACAUGUCGAUUGCACCCACUUGGUGGAAAGGGUGGAUGAUGAUGAUGAUGGUGAUGAUGAUGAGGACAGUAGUGACAAGCUUUCAUCAGGAGGUGAAGGUGCUGAACCUGAUCUUACCAACAAUAUGGACCCCCAACAAAUGUCCGUGAAGGCAUUAGAUUGUCUCAACACAAGCAAUCCAUGA
This is a messenger RNA of Synchytrium microbalum, 1326 nucleotides long. RefSeq lists its product as uncharacterized. The record is from RefSeq and is a predicted model, not a curated record. The coding region runs from base 1 to 1326 and encodes 441 amino acids. Lineage: Eukaryota; Fungi; Chytridiomycota; Chytridiomycetes; Synchytriales; Synchytriaceae. The transcript has 4 exons.